UUGAACUGCGAUUAAUUACAUGUCUAGACUGCUGGUUGUGAGGAUGUUGUCAACGGGGCAGAUUAAAUGGUGCUUGUGGGCUCCGCUGGUGUUACUGGCCCUGGUUUCCCAUUCCCCCACUAAGGCACAGGGACAAGUUCCAGUUCCAAGGAGGCUUCGUUUCAAAGUGCUGAGCCCAAGCAAACUCCUUGUUUCAUGGAAGGAGCCCAAAGGAGACUUUGACAGCUAUCUGUUCCUCUACAACAGUUCACCAGGUGGUCAGCAGAAGGAGAUCAUAAUAUCUAAAUCUGACACUAAAGUGUUGAUUACUGACUACAACCCCUCCAAGGAAUACACCGUCAGCGUCAUCAGUGUCAGUGGCAGCGAGCAGAGCAGACCGCUGAAGGGCCGACAUAAAGCUGAAAGAGGUGAGAGUGACAGAGAAGACAAGAUUGAGCCCGAGAGGCUGACUGAGUCAGUUGCACCUCCUGAGGACGCCAACGAGAUCUCUGGAGUUGACCAGUUUGUGUGCCACACUGAGGCCAUUGCAGACAUCGUGAUCCUGGUGGACGGCUCGUGGAGUAUCGGUCGCCUCAACUUCCGGCUGGUCCGCAUGUUCUUGGAGAAUCUGGUCAAUGCCUUUGAUGUUGGCAUCGAUAAGACAAGGAUAGGUCUGGCUCAGUACAGUGGUGAUCCCAGGAUAGAGUGGCAUUUAAAUGCUUUCUCCACAAAAGACGCCGUCAUUGAUGCCGUUAAGACCCUGCCAUACAAAGGAGGAAACACUCUCACAGGCCUUGCGUUGUCCUACGUUAUGGAGAACUGCUUCAAGCCUGAGGCCGGCUCACGAACGGGGGUACCCAAGAUUGGGAUCCUCAUCACGGACGGGAAGUCCCAGGACGAUGUCAUACCUCCUGCAGAGAGCCUGCGCAAUGCUGGAGUUGAGCUGUUUGCUAUUGGUGUGAAGAAUGCUGAUGAGGACGAGCUGCACUCCAUCGCCUCAGACCCCGACGUCAAUCACGUCUACAACGUGGCCGACUUCAACGUGAUGAGCUCCAUCGUAGAGGGUCUGACCAAGACUGUGUGUGAGCAAGUGGAGCUGCAGGACAAGGACAUCAAAGAGAAACAGCCACCAGAGAUGACAGGACCACCGCUUGAUCUGGUGACAUCAGAAGUCACAGCCCGGAGCCUCAGAGUUUCAUGGAGCCACGCCCCCGGAAACGUUGAGAAAUACAGAGUGGUUUAUUACCCUGCUCAGGGGGGAGAACCACAGGAGGCGGUCGUGGAGGGUAGUGAGACUUCAGCGGUGUUACAGCAUCUCAACUCUCUGACUGAGUACCAGCUGGCUGUGUUUGCUGUGUAUGCAAACGAGGCGAGCGGAGCUCUCAGAGGAUCAGAAACAACACUGGCCCUUCCCACAGUGACAGCCCUCCAGCUGCUGGAUGUCACUCACCGCACCAUAAAAGCAAAAUGGGACAGUGUGGAUGGAGUUUCUGGCUACAUGCUGCUGUAUGCACCGCUUACAGACGAUGGAGACUUGGAGGAGAAAGAGGUCAAGGUUUCAGAUGCAGUAACAGAGCUAGAACUGGAUGGGCUGACCCCUCACACUGAAUACACUGUGACUGUUUAUGCCAUGUAUGGGGAGGACGCCAGUGACCCCAUUACAAACCAGGAAACUACAUUACCACUGAGUCCUCCCAGCAACCUUCAGUUCUCUGACAUCACUCACAACUCCGCCCACAUCAGCUGGGACCCCGUGCCCAGCGGGGUUAAAGGUUACCGCAUCAUGUGGGUGAAGACAGACGGGUUAUUAACUGAAGAGGUGCAGGUGGGUCCAGUGAACUCGUAUGACCUCAGUGAGUUGACGUCUCUGAUGGAGUACUCAGUGGCUAUCUCUGCCCUGUACGACGAGGGCCAAUCAGAGCCGCUCACAGACGGAUUCACUACCCCUCCAGUUCCUGGUCCUUUGGAUCUACGCUCCAGUGAUGUCAGCACCGACAGCUUCCAGGUCAGCUGGGAUCACUCAGCCAAUGACAUCGUCCUCUACAGACUCUCCUGGGCGCCGUUCGCAGGCGGCGACACAAAGGAGGUGGUCCUGGAUGGAAGCGAUAACAGAUACAUCCUGAGCCGUCUGACUCCGUCCACCGAGUACGAAGUUAUGUUGACAGCUGUAUUCAAAGAUGAGUCUGAGAGUGACACCGUCUCUGUUAUAGAGACCACAUUGGCCAAGACAACAACGAUUGCUACCACAACUACAGUGGCACGUCAGGCUGUGAGAAAUCUUCUGCUGAGUGACGAGACCACCCAGAGUUUAGAGGCAUCAUGGGAGCUGGAAGACCCCCACGUGGAGAGCUACAGGGUCUCUUACGGUGAUCUCAACGGCGCCCACAAAGAGGAGUCUGUGUCAUUUCCUGGUGGUCAGACGAGAGCAGUGCUUGAGCCUUUACUAGCAGACACUCAGUACAAAGUGACAGUCACACCAGUGUACGCUGACGGACAAGACGGCAUCAGUGUCUCUGGCCUGGCUGCCACAUUGCCCCUGUUGUCUCCUGGAAACCUGCGAGUGUCAGAGGAGUGGUACAACCGUUUCAGGGUCACCUGGGAUCCACCUCAGUCUCCUACGAUGGGUUACAGGAUCGUCUAUCAGCCCAUCUAUGUUGCAGGACCAGUUCUGGACACCACAGCGAGUGAAGAUGUGAACUCCAUGAUGCUUUUGAAUCUCCUCAGUGGGACAGAGUACAGUGUUGAAGUGACGGCGACUUACCCUGCAGGACAGAGUGAACCACUUCUCGUAAAUGCCAAGGACAUGUAAGCAUCUUUAUCAUGAACCUUGUUCCUCGGUGUCUCUGGCUUGUCGACCUACCAGGUACGUCACAACAGCAUGUGUGUCCAGUGGCAGCCUCUUCUACAUGCCACGUUAUACAGAGUCUCCAUUCAGUCCACACUCAAUGGUCAGAGGCAGGAAGUGAGCCUCGGCGGCGGUGCUUCCAGACAGUGCUUCUUUGACCUCACACCCAGCAGCCAGUACCAGAUCAGCGUUCACACCCACAUGCAGGAAAUGGAGGGACCUUCUGUCUCCAUCACUGACAUGACGCUGCCAGCGCCCACUCAAGCUCCCACUGAACCCCCCACCACAGAGCCCCCCCCCACCAUCCCACCUGCUAAAGAAGUGUGUAAGGAGGCCAAGGCUGACCUGGCGUUCCUGGUCGAUGGUUCCUGGUCGAUUGGAGACGACAACUUCAUGAAGAUCACACGUUUCCUCUACAGCACCAUGGGAUCGCUGGAUCUGAUUGGACCAGAUGGCACACAGGUGGCCAUCGCUCAGUUCAGCGACGAUGCUCGGACAGAAUUCCAGCUGAGUUCCCAUAGCAACAAGGAAGCGUUGCUUGAGGCGAUUCAGCAGAUCAGAUACAAGGGAGGAAACACCAAGACAGGACGGGCUAUCAAACAUGUGAAGGAAUCGAUUUUCACCCCUGAGGCCGGAGCUAGAAGGGGCGUUCCCAAAGUCCUGGUGGUUCUCACUGACGGACGUUCACAAGAUGAUGUCAACAAAGUGUCCAAGGAGAUGCAGAUGGAUGGCUAUAUCAUCUUUGCUAUCGGCUUUGCGGACGCAGACUACGGAGAGCUGGUGAAUAUUGCCAGCAAGCCCAGCGACAGACACGUCUUCUUCGUGGACGAUUUGGACGCUGUAAAGAAAAUAGAAGAACAGCUCAUUACUUUUGUGUGUGAGGCCGCCACCGCCACUUGUCCGUCUGUGUUGAUGAGUGGAAACACAAUGGCAGGUUUCCGUAUGAUGGAGAAGUUUGGCCUGGUGGAGAAGGAGUACAGCACCAUCCCUGGAGUCUCUCUGGAGCCGGGCUCCUUCAACAGCUUCCCCUGUUACAGGUUACACCGAGACGCCCUGGUGUCACAGCCCACCAAGUACCUUCACCCUGAAGGUUUACCCUCCGACUACACCAUUUCUAUGAUGCUCCGCCUACUUCCCGAGACCCCGCAGGAGCCCUUUGCAUUGUGGGAAAUCCUCAACAAGGACAAUGAGCCACUGGUGGGACUAAUCCUGGACAACUCUGGAAAGACCUUGACGUUCUUCAACUAUGACUACAGAGGAGACUUCCAGACCGUCACCUUUGAAGGAACUGAAAUCAAAAAAAUCUUCCAUGGCAGCUUCCACAAGCUCCAUGUAACCAUCAGCAAGACGUCUGUGAAGGUGGUGUUGGAUUGUUCUGUUGCUGGGGAGAAGUCCGUCAGUGCUGCUGGAAACAUUACCACAGAUGGAGUGGAGAUCCUCGGAAGGAUGGUUCGGUCCAGAGGCAAACGGGACAACUCUGCUCCGUUUCAGCUCCAGAUGUUUGACAUCAUCUGCAGUACAUCCUGGGCCAGCAGAGAUAAAUGUUGUGAGCUGCCAGCAUUGAGAGUUGAGGAGCAGUGUCCCUCCAUGCCUCAUGCCUGUACCUGCUCCCAGGACAGCAAAGGACCUCCAGGACCUUCCGGACCCCCUGGCGGUCCAGGCAUAAGGGGAGCCAGAGGAGACAGAGGAGAGCCAGGAGUGACGGGACCUCAAGGACCAGUGGGAGAGAUAGGCCCUUCUGGACCGUCGGGACCCCCCGGUCCUCAGGGACCUAGUGGUCUGUCUAUUCAGGGGCUGCCGGGAGCUGCUGGAGAGAAGGGAGAGAGAGGAGAGAUCGGUCCAGCCGGACCAAUGGGCGUUUCUGGAAGCACGGGCCCCCCUGGAAGAGACGGCCCCCCAGGAGUCAGGGGGCUGCCGGGUAACAGUGGACCACAGGGACGACAAGGACCUUCUGGACCCAUUGGAACCCCGGGAGCACCAGGAGCUCCAGGACCUGGUGGAUCAGCAGGACCCCAAGGAGAUCAAGGACUUCCUGGUCCUGCUGGUACCAAAGGCGAUAAGGGAGAAAGAGGCGAUGUGCAAACCCAGGCUGCUGUGCGCGCCAUCGCACGGCAAGUGUGUGAACAGCUGAUCCAGAGCCACUUGUCUCGUUAUAACUCCAUACUGAACCAGAUCCCCGUCCAGUCGUCAGUGUCAGUCCGAACAGUACCUGGACCGCCCGGAGAGCCCGGCAGGAGAGGCCUCCCAGGACCUCAGGGAGAGCAAGGGCCAACCGGCAGGCCAGGGUUCCCCGGUACCAGCGGCCAGAACGGACGGCCGGGAGAGAGAGGUCUUUCAGGAGAGAAGGGGGAGAGGGGGAGUCCAGGGAUUGGAACACAGGGACCACGAGGUCAACCUGGACCUCCAGGGCUGCCUGGUGAAGGACGGACAGGCAGCCAGGGCCCACCUGGCCGGCCUGGUAACCCGGGAACACCGGGGAGGUCAGGGAAUCCGGGUACCACCGGACCAGCCGGCCCACCAGGAUACUGUGACCAGAACUCUUGUAUGGGGUACAACGUUGGAGUCCAACCCCUGCCCCACGGCGGCUACCAGCCCUACAACCAGCCGUACAACCAGCCGUACAACCCUGCUGCUGUGGCUUACAACGACCAAGGAGGCCAAGACGAGGAGGAGGAGGAGGGAGAGGAAGAGCAGGACCCCUAUUAUCACGGUUACCCGCCUCAGUACUACCCCCAGCAGCCCUCACAACAGGGUUACCACGGUUACCGCUCGAGCCCCACCCACGAGGACACGGAGGUGAGGUCGCCGGGCGUGGCCAGGAGGUUUUCACGUGACGUCGUUGUGAUGGAGGAAGGACUUUAGAGGAAGGAUGGACUCACCUAAAGUGCUUGAGCCCUGCACGCCAUAACACACACACACACACACACACUGAUAUUCACACAUGGAAACAAACCAGACACUGACACGUCGUCCCCCAUCUCAAACUGUGGUGAGAUCCCCCCCUCCAGGUGUUUCCAGUGGUUUUCUCCACCUGGUCAAACAAUGUAAAUAUCUCUGUGGACUCUUGUACGAUAUCUCUGUAAAAGGGGGGUCCGAAAAGUGCCUGAUCUAUGUUAGCAUCGUCCAGUGGUAAUGUAAAAAUAAGACCCGUUUCUUCCAUCUCACAGCUCAUUUCAGGACUAAACCCUUCUUUUUGUGCGUGAAGCUGCAUGUCUCCCACGAGCCAAACAUUGAGUGUGUAUCUGGACACGUGCAUCUUGUUUCGGUUGUAUGUAACUUGCUAGAUUAUUUUACAAUUCAAACGGAGGACGUUGAGAUGGCGCCAUUUGUACAGGCUGCUUUUUAUAAUGAUGAAUCACGAUUUCCCGGCUUUCAUGCUGUCUUUAUUUCAGUGUGUAAAGAAAUAAUGUUUUUGAAGUGAUUUUCUCCGUACAGUAUUGUGUUGAGUUUGCUUCUUUUUUUUAACCAACUAUUAUUGGAGAUAAUCCCCCUAAAAUUGACUGUAGAUGCAUCAAAUUUCUGAUAAGUUUAAUAUUACCUUAACACUGUGGAACACAAUCAAA
Centropristis striata (black sea bass) is the source of this 6387-nucleotide messenger RNA. It is a transcript of the gene col14a1a, whose product is annotated as collagen, type XIV, alpha 1a. The record is from RefSeq and is a predicted model, not a curated record. Lineage: Eukaryota; Metazoa; Chordata; Actinopteri; Perciformes; Serranidae. Gene Ontology annotation, molecular function: protein binding. Gene Ontology annotation, cellular component: interstitial matrix.